CUUCCACAGUUUGAAGAGGUACAUUUAAAGACCAGAGAGCAAUAUGAAAAGCUGCUGCAAGAUGGAUCUCUGAUGUUUGAGCAGGUUCCCAUGGUAGAAAUGGAUGGAAUGAAGCUUGUGCAGAGCAAAGCCAUCAUGAACUAUAUAUCUGCCAAGUACAAUCUGUAUGGGAAAGACCUGAAAGAGAGAGUCAUGAUUGACAUGUAUGCCGAAGGACUGAGAGACCUGAUGGAAAUGAUAAUGAAGCAUCCUUUCCUACGAACCCAGCAGCCCGCGCGGCUCUAUGCAAAUGUCGAGAGCGCUUAUUGGGUAGUGUCCUCGGGGCUGUGCGGCUCGCGCUUGCAUAACGCCGGCGCGGGGCACGAGCGGAGGGAAACCACGCACAGCCGCAGUAUGACAGGGAAAGUAAAGCUGUAUUAUUUCGAUGGAAGAGGGAAAAUGGAAUCCAUUAGGUGGCUGUUAGCAGUUGCUGGCGUGGAGGCUUUUCAGACGCGAAUUGAAAGUGUGCCAGCAAUCCACAAGUUCCUGCAGCCUAACAGUCAGAGGAAGCCACAGCCUGAUGAAAACUAUAUAAAAACUGUGCAAAAAGUUCUGAAUUUCUGAAAAUUCAACGGCUACCCCAGUAUGUAGGCCAUCCACUAAAUGCAAUUAGUCUUGUGAGACUGAGUUUUAUUAAACAGAACAUUUGAAAGAAAUA
Lepisosteus oculatus (spotted gar) is the source of this 697-nucleotide messenger RNA. Lineage: Eukaryota; Metazoa; Chordata; Actinopteri; Semionotiformes; Lepisosteidae. The record is from RefSeq and is a predicted model, not a curated record.